AAUAGUAAUCUUACCUAUAUGCCGUUGUAUUGUGUGGAUAUAUAUAUGUAUGUACAUACUGUGUGCACGUUCCAAGUGAGCCGCGAAAUUUUUGUGAGGCGUAACAAUAACCUCGAGACUUUGCGCGAUACACAAAUGGCAUGCAGAUACUGCUGAUAUUGUAUUCAUCUACCAGCGCGGUUUGUGUGUGUGACUCGAAUUUUUGUUUUCAAUCCAAAGCCAGUGUUGAUGUAUAGGUUGUAACUACUAUUUAUCAGUGCUUCAUGGGUAAAGAAAAUUACGAGAGAUUUAUAGUUAAAGAAGGCAUUGAUGAGUGAAUUUUCCCAACUUUCUGAAAGUCAUUACAACAGUGAUGCCGUAAUUAAUAGGUCGAGCAGAUGAAUUUAAUUCGCGCACGCCUUGGUAUAUAUAGAAAAUUUCCGUUCAGAUGAAGAUGAAGCGAAGUAAUAAACUCGACGUUAUUAAUUCAACCGUCGAGUCAUAUCUCAAAAGACGCCGAUAUCAGGAUCCAGAAGUAUUGAAAAAAACCGACAAAGACAACUGCUGUAGCAGUGAAGAAAUGAUAUUGAAUGUCACUGCUGAGUGCAGUGCUUCUCGAGAUAAUUCGUUUGUCUUCAGUGCUAUAAAUAAUGACGUUCUAGCUGCCGAACAAGCUUAUCAAAAGUUAAAACAAUGUAUACUUGGACUGAACAAACCUAGAAUCAAGCAUGAGUUACAAAAUAUUCUGUAUCCCAUUUUUUGCCAUUUGUACUUGGAAAUGCUUAAUACUGGAAAUCGGCAAGCAGCUGUGCAAUUUAUGAAAACAAAUCAAACAGAUUUCUUGUCAGAUAAAGAAAGGGAUUUCUUGGAAGAAUUGUCAAGUGUCUUUUCUACCCAAGACAUCGAAUUAAGACCUUUUGUAAAUGCAUUUAGAACUAAAAAAUAUAAAGUUGAGCUGUCUGAUGCAGCUCAUACUUUAUUACAAAAAUUCCUUAUUAAAGAAGGUCAUAUUAUUAUUAUGCAGGUAAUUAAUAAACACAUCACAGUUAAAAAAAACUUAUCUGGAAUACAACCAAAAAUGGAUGAAACAGAAGAAGUUUGUGACAAAAAAUCACAAAUUACAAUAAAUGGUCAUGUUGACCAGUCAUGCAAUACAGAUGUAGAUAACUAUACAAGGGAACUCCAAGAAGCAAUUCGAUUGAUGCAAAACAGUGCUCAUCAAUCGUUACGAAUAUUUGGAAUAAGCAAUGCUGUUGAUCAUGCAAGUUGUGGUAUACUUUCCCCAAGUAUGAGUAAAUUAUUUGCUGGAUUUGAUACUGCUGAAAUCAGACUCUGGGGUAUUGGCGAUACAGUACUUACAAGACCCACAUUAGUAAAACCCAGUAUUACACUUGCCUGUGAUCCAGAACCUACUUUAAUGGAAAUAGAUGAACAUGAAGAUGAAACUGGAGCAAUAAUAAUGAGAGGACAUUCUGAUGUAAUUCAUGACAUGAGGUACAUUCAGGAGCCAGAAGUGUUACUCACUGUUUCCAGUGAUAAAGAUAUGAGAGCUUGGAGACUUAAUGAUUAUACUUGUGCAGCUACUUACAGAGGUCACAAUUAUCCGGUGUGGUGUAUGGAUACUAGUGCUUUUGAUAUGUAUAUAGCUACGGGUUCACAUGAUAGAACAGCAAAGUUGUGGACACUAGAUAGAACAUUUCCUCUUAGGAUAUAUGCUGGUCAUGAAAUGGAUGUAAAUUGCAUUCGAUUUCAUGCAAAUUCUAAGUAUUUAGCUACGGCGUCUUCGGAUUCAUCCGUCAAGUUAUGGCAAAUAGAUAACGGUAAUUUGUUGAGAUCCUUCUCAAGUACCAAGUCAAUGGUUUUUAGUCUCGCUUUCAGUCCUGAUGGACAUUAUUUGGCUAGUGCAGGUGAUAGUAAAUCAAUAAUGAUAUGGGAUUUGAAUAAAAAUACUAUGCUUACAGAAUUGAAAGGACAUGAAAAUUCUAUUAUGAAAUUAGAUUGGAGUUCGGAUGGUGAAUUUAUCGCUAGUUCUAGUGUAGAUGGCAACGUAUUAAUUUGGCCAACGCAAGAAUAUAUAAAAUUAGGAAUUUCGGAUUCAACUAAUAAUGCACCAAUGUCAAAUCCACAAAACUUCGUGACAAGAUGUAAAAGUAUACUUUCGUUACGUUAUUUCAAAAAUAAUUCUCUUGUAUGUAUUGGUACUACAUAAAUUUUGUUUCAAAAUGUUUUUCUUGAAAAUUGUAUUAGCUAAUAGCCAUGUAUCCUUUUGAAUGGGUACUUCAUAAUCUGAGUGGCUGUGAAAGAAGUUCUCAUCUAUUUGAUUCUCCUUGUAAAUAUAACCAGUAUAUUGCCCAACUCAAUAAGAUGCAUUUUAUACAAAAAUUUGAGUGAAGAGUUGGCAUUAUGAUGCUAAGAAUUCGAAGUAGUUUCAACAUUUAAAAGUAGAUUAUUAAUAUUUUGCAAAUAAUAAAUAAGUCUUGAUACUGGCGAAAUAAUUCAAGUGAAUUUUGAAUGUUUUACUGUGCAUAGUUAUUAUUUUUUUUUAAUGGUAUAAUACUCUAUCCCGAAUUAUCAUCGGAAAAAGUUGAAAAUAAACUGAUGUAUAUAUACCACUUUUUGGUGGUUUAACUUUUUGUAUUUUACUUUACUACGUUCGUCCUGGAGACGAAAUGAACUUAAUUAAGAGAGCUCCAAGACUCAAUAUUUUUCUGUAUUCCUAAAGAUUUUUUAGAUAGCGUAAGUAAUUUUCGUUAUGAUAAAAAUUUACAUGAAAAUAAACUGUAAAAAGUUCUUUAAAUUAUCUUCUAUCCUUUGUAUAGUAAAAUAGGAUUCCCAAUGUGUAAAUUAUGUGGCAU
Trichogramma pretiosum is the source of this 2834-nucleotide messenger RNA. RefSeq names its product TAF5-like RNA polymerase II p300/CBP-associated factor-associated factor 65 kDa subunit 5L (gene wda). The record is from RefSeq and is a predicted model, not a curated record. The coding region runs from base 428 to 2188 and encodes 586 amino acids. NCBI's taxonomy places the organism in Eukaryota, Metazoa, Arthropoda, Insecta, Hymenoptera, Trichogrammatidae. Gene Ontology annotation, molecular function: protein binding; RNA polymerase II general transcription initiation factor activity. Gene Ontology annotation, cellular component: transcription factor TFIID complex. The transcript is spliced from 10 exons. Gene Ontology annotation, biological process: transcription initiation at RNA polymerase II promoter.